AUGCCAAACCACAAAGACAUAAUCACUAAACAUGUAUCAUGGAUUGUUUUUAUUUUCCUUGCUAUACAAACUGCUCAAGUUCUUUCGGCUUUCACUGAUGUUCCACCCCCACCUAAACGCCCGGAACGUUUUCAUUCUCGUGAAGAACUUAAGCGUUAUUUACAAUUGGUACACGAAUAUUAUGCGAUUAUCGGUCGGCCACGUUUCGGUCGUUCUACUCAGCUAAAACCGAGAAUCGAGUCAAGUGAUUUCGAUCUCUUUAAAUUUUUCGAUACUAAUGGUGACAAAUCAAUCUCAUACAAAGAAUUUCAUGGCCGAAUCGGAGCAUAA
Rotaria socialis is the source of this 330-nucleotide messenger RNA. NCBI's taxonomy places the organism in Eukaryota, Metazoa, Rotifera, Eurotatoria, Philodinida, Philodinidae. The record is from the annotation of a GenBank genome assembly.